UAAAACUUAUAUAAUUCAGCUUUAACCGUUUAACAGCGUGUACGUUCUGACUGUGAGCUACGAACGCGUAUUUAUGUAUAAACGUGCAGCCUCGUAGCUCUGGAGGAGCUCGAUCUUCCUGUUUUGACUGAUUAAUCAGUGUAAUACAGCUAUGACAUUGACUUAAAGGGGAAUUCCACCCAUAUUUCAAAACGUAGGCAUAACGCAAAGAUUAAGAUAUCGCCACCCCUGGUUCCCAUCACCACCACUGUAAAGAAAUCUGAGUCAAGAAUCCACCAGCUAGAGAAAGCGAUGGCGUCUGGUUUCCUGAAAUUCUCGGUGCUGGUGCAGAAGUAUCGGACCCCUCUCCUCCUCACUGGCUGCGGCGGCGUCUUUGCUGCCAACAUUUUCUACCACGUCUUUCCUGAAAACACUUACAGGAAACUGUACCAGGCCUGGAGCAAAGGAGAGCCGGCCGUGCUGUCAGACAAACUGGAGGAUGUGUUUCAGCAGGUGCUGAAGGACUCGUCUGUGGGCUCCCCCAGCAAAUACAGCGCUUUCGCCGCCUACGGCUUCCAUCCUGUCGGGGCGGGGGUCCCGUGGCUCCCCUUGGGCGCACAGAUCGGCAUCCCCGCCAACUUCAACAGCACUGCAGACGACCCAUCGGGAAUCACUAACCGAACCAUCCUCAUCAACGGCAAAGAGGUGGAGUGGGACAGCGAGGUGGGCACGGCUCUGAAAGACGCCCUGCUGUUGUCCCGGGAUGCUCAGAAGUUCGCCGUGGCGCGCGAGGUGACUCGGCUGGACGGUGGUGGGCCGCUGCUUCAGGCUGCUGUUGCUCCAGCCUGUCUGGCUGGGGCCUGUAUCUACAGCGUGGCUCUCAAACAGAUCUUUGGGCUCCUCGCUGGUUCCCUCAUCCUCAGAGCUGGAGUUAAUGUGGUUGCUGUGAGUCUGGGAGCUGUGUCAUACUUUUUAGCCUCCGAUGCCGUCAGCCAGUGGCUGGAGUAUCACUCGGACAAGCGGGCUGCCAGCCUGUCCCGUGAUUACGCUAAAGGUGGAGUGGAGUUCUAUGAGAAGAUCCUGUCCAGGAACAAAAUCCUGCGAGUUCUGAUGGGUCCUAAAGGGGAGGAGAUGUACGCGCCCAGCGGAAAUCUGUUCCCGGCCAAUGUGCUGAGUCUCAAACACGCACCGUACACGUCAAGACGAGACGGAAUUCUGAGUUUGCUGAAGGAGGAGAAAGCAUGAAGGACGUGUUUGGUGUCGGACUUAAAUGACUUACCUAAAGGACUGUGAUUUAGGUUCGUUUUGAGUGUUUGCAGUAUUUAAGCACUUCCAUUUGUCAGUUACCAUGGACAGUCAAAACCAAUUGACACCCAGCACUGUUAUAGACCAGUGUAGUCAUGCGCCAUCCAGUAGUCUGUGUUAUGCCCAUAUUUGGAGCUCCGGACCUAAGCUUGAAUUUUCUAUGGCAAAAAUGAAUGGGAUUUUCAAAAAUGACUUCUGUCAUGCCCUGUUAUAAAUAAAAAUGUUCAGACCCCAAUACGUUUUGUCCUGGGUAUAUCUCAUAUUUAUAGGUAGCUCUGUACAUAAAAACUCAGUAAGAUAUUUUGAUAGCUUAAAUGAUAAUUAAAUGAAAAAAUACUACCAGCAUUAAAACUACGAAGCCAGCUUCUUCUUAGAAUUUUCCUGUGCCACCUUAAAUAGUGCAGCGGUUAUUUUAAAUGCAGCAGGUGCCAGAAUGUAACUGCAGCAAUAUUUAAGGUGGAACAGGAAAAUUUGUGGUGAAUGUCCUUAUUAGAAAAUGUUACCAGCAUUAAAAUAAUAAUCAGAAUAUUCUGAUACGCUAAAUCAACUUAUCAGGGGGUAAGUAGUAGUAUUAAUAUAAAUAAAGUCUUUUCUGAUUUAACAUUAAAAACACAAUAAAACAUUACAGUGUACUAAAGAUGUGCGCCUGCUCAUUCGCGGUCGUAUCACUUUGUGGGUUGUCAGCCUUUUUCAAGGAUGACCAGAAGAGCAUUAGAAGAGGUGAAAACUACUUUGAGUCUGGACUUGUUGAGCAGUGUAGCCUGAGAACAAGUCUGCCUGUACGGCUCCCACACUGACAAAGUAUGCAGGUUUAGGUGGUUUUCAAGGAGGCUACCAGUCUCAUGGCGUCAAUUCAGUGUGUAGUAGCGUUAGCUUACAUAUAGCAAUAUUCAUAUUUCGACUCUUUAACUGCCUCGUAGUCCAGAGGAUCCAGUGAUAUUGCAGAGAAAAAUGUUCAUAGGACAAAAUGUAUCAGCUUUGGAGCAUUUUUGAUUAUCACAGGAUGCAACAGGGGUCAUUUUUGAAAACACAAUUCAUUCAUCUCAUAGAGAAAUUCCUUUAAGACCUGCAGCUCCUUAUGAGGAUGUAAGAGCAUGGCACCGACUCUAGAAUGACGACACGACUUCAGUGGUCUACAGCAGAAGCCACUGGGCAGUUACUGAAGUCCAUGAAUAAAUAUCCCUAAUGCAUGAUAGUGCAACACCAAUUUUUACUGACAGAAUUCAGCAACUGGCCAAUGGCUUCUGAUAUUAGAUUUUCUAAGUUUAAGGAAACACGUCAAGAUUAUCGUUAACAGUAACUGACAAUAUGCCACAGGUAUGGCAGAUAGAGAUUAGGUUGAAAAAGUAUUCCUUUAAUGUUCAUGUGGAUGCUGCAACAACAAUAAAUGCAAAUUAAAGGGGAAUUUCACAGAUUUUUCAAACUUUAUGCAUAAUACAUCAUUAAGAUGUAAACUCAGAGUGGUUUGAUGUGCAAUGCUCCAUUCUAGAGAAACUUACAGAGUCAGAAUUGUUCACAGUUCCCAAAGAAAACGUAUUUUUUCAGAUUUACUACUAUUUUACCAUCGUCGGCAUUGCAUAAAAAGCUCGGAAGACACAAAGGUUCGCUGGUGGUUUUGGAUGGUAAAUAAAAUGGCUAUAUUUGUGUUGUAGACAUGGCAACGCCUGGUUCCUAUCACCACCACUGUAAAGAAAUCUGAGUCUCUACGUUUUUCUGCAACAAACAAUUUCACAUCGGAUUACUUUAAAGGACUUAGUUUACAGCUCAGCUACUGAAUAAUGUUGAUAUUUUGAAAAAUCAGUGGAAUUCCCAUUUUAGACACAAGGACUGGAAUGUUCCGGAAGGUCAGAAUAUACUGGAAACAAAUCAAAUGUUGUGAAUAAAUUUUUGAACUAAAAAUUCUCUCCAUAGAUUUCUUUAUAAAUC
Colossoma macropomum (tambaqui) is the source of this 3210-nucleotide messenger RNA. RefSeq names its product transmembrane protein 177 (gene tmem177). Lineage: Eukaryota; Metazoa; Chordata; Actinopteri; Characiformes; Serrasalmidae. The transcript has 4 exons. The record is from RefSeq and is a predicted model, not a curated record. Bases 292 to 1224 code for a protein of 310 amino acids.